AGUACCAUCUUGGCAACUGUAAACAACAACAAUAAUUUCUGAAUUAAAGUAGACUUUACUUUUACGUUUAAGUAGAUAACAUAAUUUUAAAUAAUGCUGUGUGAUGAUAAUAGAAUAUAAUGGAGAAAAAUACGACUUUAAAUAAAGUGUUAGAGGGACAUUCACCAGUAAAUAAAUAUGAUCUUAUGGCCGUAGAGUGGAGUGGGACCAGAUUAACAGAAGAACGAAUGAUUCUAGCUUUCCAGGCAUUUGAUGAAUUGAUUCCACAGCUUGGAAUAUAUUCCAGAAUUUUAUCUAAACUCAGAAAUGACUUCUUGGAGGCAAUAUACAGUGAUGAUUUGACUGGAGAAUCAUUCAGAGAAAAUGGCGAAUUAAAAGAAUUCAUACAGCGUCUUCCAUAUUUUUCUUUGUUUCAAAAAAGAGAAACAAAGCAAGAUGAAGUUCUAAAAGAAGUGAAAGAACAACUUGAGACUGUCAAAGAAAGGCUUUUCAAUAAACAUACACAGUUGGAAGAAAGUCAAAAGAAAUUAGAAGAAUUACAAGAAGAUGUUGAAAACCUGAAACAACAAGUUGAAACCUUAGAUCAAUCAAUUACUGAAAAAAAUCUUCAAUUUGAAAGUCUACAGAAUGAAAAAGAUAGAGAAGAGGUGAAAGCUAAAGAUAAACAGCAUCAACUAGAAUGUGAUGUUACAGAACUACAGAUUUCACUUGAUGAUGCUAAAUCUGAAAUAAAUUUUUUAACAACAUUUAAGAAAGGAUAUGAUAAAUUACAAAAUGCAUUCCUAGAUCAAGAUCACAGAAGCGAUCUCUUCAUAAAACAAAUGUCAGUAGAAUCAACAAGAUAUAGUAAUUUAGUCAGUGAUAUUGAAGCUGGUCAGAAAUUGGAGAAUCAGAUGCUAUCAGUUAUGAAUAUUGCAAUAGAAGAGUUUGAGAAGUUUUUAGAGGAACAUAAAAGUGACUUAGAAAAGAAAACAAUAGAACAUGAUAUGACAGAUGCAGAACUAGAGCUACAGGAUAUGGAAAUAGAUGAUGCUGAUCAAGAGCUUCAGUUAGUUGAAGAAAGAUUUAAUAAUACCGUAAAUGAAAUGGGAACAGAACUAGAAUUAUUAAAACAACAUAGAGCUAUGUUACUAGAACAACUACAGAAACUAGAAGAUAGUAAAACACCUCAGUUAAAUGAGAAAUCUAAAACCAGUACACCAUCCAACAGACCAGCGGAUUCUAGAUUGGCUGCAGGUUUAAUGGACGAUGAAACUGAGGAGGUGAUGGAUGAUCCUUUUAUUCCACAGGAACGGGUUUUCAGUAAAUAUGCUGCCAUGUUGUACACAUCUAAUAACAUGGGAAAAUCUUUUGAAGAAUUUAAAGAUGCUAAAUAUUGUCAGAGUUGUGGAGAGAAGACAAUAAUUUGUCCACAUAAAUUGAGUGGAUCAGAAAAAAUUUACAUUCUACCCAUUAAUUGCUCUCAUCUGAAAAUAACUCGACCAAAAGUUCGAAUCAACAAAGAAUUUGCCAGGAAAUUUGGCAAACCAGCAUCAGCCGUAAAGGUAGGAUCUGCUAUAAAGGAAAGGGGGUAUGAUGAUGAUGAUGAUGAUGAUGAUGAUGAUGAGGGUGAUGACAGUAUUUUAAGUGAUGAUUCUGAUUUAUUGAGUGAAACUGAUGGACCAUUGUCACAUUUAUCUGGUCAUUCACUAUCACUGGGUGGAGCAGAAUUAUAUAUGACACACACAGCUCAAGAUUUAUUUGAUGACUUUACAGCCCGCACAGAUUUAGAGAGAAUAAUACCCAGAAAAUUAACACUGGAACGAACCGUAUCUAUUAUAGAACAGUUUUUAGCGUAUCUUUUGUGGCAGGAUGAAUAUGGUGAUGAUGAUCAGUAUUUUUCUAUUUUGGAUACACUGUAUCAAUUUAUGGAAGAAAGAUAUCUUGUAUCAGAUAUUAAAUAUAUGGCAACCUAUGAUUUUCUGUCAUCUGUGGUAGAAUAUUCUACAAUUAGUAAGAUGCUACAGUUAGUAGGUCAUGUAUUAUGUGGAAACCUAGAUGCAUCAUGUUUACGAUAUAUUCUGUUGUUGAAUGAUUUUAUACAUACCAUAGAUUGGCUACAUGUCGAUGAUUUCAGAACUUUUAUAUCAAUCAUCUAUCCUUUCCUAGGGGAAGAUGAGUUUGAGAAUCUACAGAUGAGUUAUACCUCAUUCAGUGAGAAUCAUAUAUCAUCGAAACUAGUUACAGACUUCAUGAUACAUCUUAUACUUAAAUAUAGAGAACCAAGAUUCUUAGAGAAUGAAAAUCAGCUGGUACCAUAUCAGACUCAAUCUACAAGUCAGUUAUCAGAGAAGGAAUUUAAGGAGGCUGUAGAUAAUAUUGUUCCAGUGUGUAAUGAGAAAUUAAGAAAAAGACUUUAUUUUGAGGCUGAAAAGGCAGUUGCUGUGGAUGAUGUAGAAAAUGCUGUUUCUAUAAUGAGGCUAGCUCAGAUCUGUACAUAUCUAGCCCUCUCUCAAACAACACAUGUUAUUAAAGAGACUAUGAUGAGUAAAAUACUGGAAUCUAGACGGCCAUCUAGUACUAUUUCUAGUAUUGGUGGUACAAGUAAAGGAUUAGACACAGUUAUACAGACUAAGAUAGAAAAGCCAUUAACACUUACUAGUAUUAAGUUACUGGGUACACUUGUUAACAGGAGAAAUAAACAGCGAAAGAAAAGGUUACAAUCACAAGAAGAUAGCAUGGAGUUAAAUAUAUAAUCUUUCAUAUAUUUAUAAUAAAAAAGACUGUGAUAAAUAAAUUAUUAUAUUAAUAUAGUA
Messenger RNA from Patella vulgata (common limpet), 2795 nucleotides. RefSeq lists its product as uncharacterized. Bases 120 to 2735 code for a protein of 871 amino acids. The record is from RefSeq and is a predicted model, not a curated record. The transcript is spliced from 23 exons. NCBI's taxonomy places the organism in Eukaryota, Metazoa, Mollusca, Gastropoda, Patellidae.